AUGAAACCACUUGAAGAUUGCAGAUUCUGGUUUUAUGAGUGUGUUUGUGUGUGUUUGAGUGUUCAACUAAAUGCUUGUCAUUUUAAUGAACCAUCGCAGAUUCGAGAGUACAAGAGACAUGAAUGGAAGAUAUUUUCAGUCGAAGGAAAAGAAGAAGAGGAAAAAAAAUUAAAUCAACAUCGUUCACCUAAACAGGGAAGAGAAAUGCGUAACAGAUUAGAUGUUGACGAUAAAUGA
This is a messenger RNA of Clunio marinus, 237 nucleotides long. The record is from the annotation of a GenBank genome assembly. NCBI's taxonomy places the organism in Eukaryota, Metazoa, Arthropoda, Insecta, Diptera, Chironomidae.